This is a messenger RNA of Ceratosolen solmsi marchali, 584 nucleotides long. RefSeq lists its product as uncharacterized. The coding region runs from base 51 to 584 and encodes 177 amino acids. The record is from RefSeq and is a predicted model, not a curated record. The transcript is spliced from 2 exons. Lineage: Eukaryota; Metazoa; Arthropoda; Insecta; Hymenoptera; Agaonidae.
GUGUAUGCAAGAAGGACGAAUCGAGCAGUCAAUAAGACGUUAUUACGACCAUGACGGACCUCCUCAUCGGACUGCCCACGUCGACAUUCGCGAGCAACGGGGUCCCGGUCACGAAAUCCGAGGUGAUCUUUCGGAGCCCCGGCGGCGCCGGCCAGCUCUUCCGCAACUCGGAAAUGAGGCACUCGCGAAGCGAGGACCUCCUGGGGCCCCCGACGACGCGCAGCCCUUCGCCCCAGCCACUUAUAGGGACCGCGGCAUCCGAAGACGAUCUCAUAGCCGCGAGUGCGCUCAACGGCCCGAGCCCGAGACCCGGACUCCUGGGUGCGAGGGGCUCCCCUGGCUCGCCGGGCCCACUCGCCGACAGGAUCGACCCCGAGGAUUCCAUUCGCGAUAUCGUCACUGAAAACGACCUCUACAGGUUUGUGCUGUUCAAGAGGCAUUACGACAAAUACGUGGCGCUGGCUACGAGAUACGAGGAGGCGAGGGGGCUUGCUUAUUACCUUGAGGAGCGUUAUCACGAAGUCAAGGUGAGUUGUGCCGCUCGACUACUUCUCUUUGACUCUUUCUGCUUUGCGGAAGUAUAA